UCUUACUGUACUGGUCCUCCUCACUCUUCUUCCUCGUCGGUGCGCUUGCCAUGUUUGCGGAAGCUUGGUUGCAGCAGCUAGCUGGCCCCAUACUUUGGCUGGACGCUUCUACAUUUGUAUGUUGUAGCUGUGUUUUAUAAUCCAACAUGAAUCUACCAAAGGGACCAGAUUCUCUGUGCUUCGACAAGGAUGUUUUUAUGAAGGAUGACUUUGACGUUGACCAGUUUGUGUCGGGGUGUCGGAAGCAGGUCCAGCUGGAGGAGAUGAGGGAGGACCUGGAGCUCUACUACAAGCUGCUGAAAACGGCCAUGGUGGAGCUCAUCAACAAGGACUAUGCCGACUUUGUUAACCUCUCCACCAACCUGGUGGGGAUGGACAAAGCCCUCAAUCAGCUGUCUGUGCCAUUGGGACAGUUACGAGAGGAGGUUAUGAGUCUGCGGUCCUGUGUGAGUGAGGUGAUUCAGGCAAUAGACAACCAGCUAACCAAACAGGAAGAUCUGCAGAAAAAAAAGGUGUGUGUAUUGAGGCUGAUUCAGGUGGUGAGUUCAGUGGAGAAGAUUGAGAAGAUCCUCCACUCACAGAGCUCCAAGGAAUCCAGCUCUCUGGAAAUCAGCAGUCCCUUGUUAGCAGGUCAGAUCCUGGAGAGGAUUGCUACAGAAUUCAACCAGCUGCAGUUCCAUGCUGUACAGAGCAAAGGCAUGCCCCUACUGGACAAAGUCAGACCUCGUAUCGCAGGGAUCACCUCCAUGCUGCAGCAAUCUCUGGAGGGCGUGCUGAUUGAGGGGCUGCAAACAUCCAAUGUGGACAUGGUGCGUCACUGCCUGAGGACGUAUGCCACCAUAGACAAGACUCGAGAUGCUGAGGCCCUGGUAGGACAGGUGCUCGUCAAGCCAUACAUGGACCAGGUAAUAGUAGCAGAGGUGGUGAAGUCCAGUCCGAAUGGUCUCCAGUUGAUGUACUCUAGACUGUUGGAGUUUGUUCCUCAUCACUGUAGACUGCUUAGAGAGGUGACUGGAGGAGCCAUAUCCAGUGACAAAGCUGACGCUGUGCCAGGUUAUGAUUUUCUGGUGAACUCUGUGUGGCCAGAGAUAAUCAAAGGGAUCGAGGAGAGGUUGGCCUACCUCUUCAACCCUGGAAACCCUGACAUAUUCUAUGAGCGUUACAGCGCAAGUAUGGAGUUUGUGCGAAGGUUUGAGCGUCAGUGCAGCUCGCAGGCCAGUGUGAAGAGACUGAGAGUACAUCCAUCAUAUACCAGCUUCCACAACAAAUGGAACCUGCCUGUCUACUUUCAGCUACGGUACAAGGAAAUAGCCGGAAGUCUAGAGAACGCCAUCAGUGAUGGACUAGAGGCAGCACCAGCUGGCAGUGCAUACCACCUGCAGGUAUCUGAGGUGUUGUGGUCCUGCCUAAUGAGAUGUUGGUCAGACAAAGUCUACCUGUCACCUCUGGCCCAUCGCUUCUGGAAGCUUACGCUGCAGCUCUACGCACGAUAUGCCAAGUUUCUUGACGAGGUGUUGACAAAGAGUCCAACCCCUGAGGUGAUUAAAGAGCCAACCAGGCCUCUGCCGAGCUCAGCCUCCUCCACUUCCAGCCGAACGUCAGUGGAUGAGGGCGGCAGUGAGAGUGGGAGUCCAGCCUCCCUGUCCACCAAACAGCUGGUCUACAUCGCAGCUGACAUUCAAAAGCUUCAGGAGCAGAUAUCAGAGGUGUCAGAGAUGGUCAGACAGCGGUUAGAAGCCAUCGGAUUCAAAAACUUUGCUAUUGUGGAAGAUGCUCUAACAGACUCCAAGACUUGUCUGUCAAGUAGCAUUCCCACUCUGAACACCAGGAUGACCCAGCAUCUGACUGAACGCAGUUGCCGCUUCCUGAAGAGUGCCUCCGAGGUUCCACGACUCUACCGCAGGACUAAUAAGGAUCUGCCAGUGCGUGCGUCCGCCUACAUGGACAAUGCCUUACGCCCGUUACAUCAGUUACUGACCGACUCUACGGGGCUGGUCACCCCCAUUACAGCACAAGAGUGGCUGCGAGUUGCACUGUCUGACUGCACACAGAGGUACUAUGAGACCAUCUCAGAGGUGCUGAGCUCAGUGAGAAAGAUGGAGGAGAGUCUGAAGCGAUUAAAACAAGCCAGAAAAGGUGCGAGCACAACUACCACAGCGGGAGCAAACGGUGGACCUACAGACGACGGCAAGAUCCGACUGCAACUGGCACUGGAUGUGGAAUACCUGGGGGAACAGAUCCAGAAGAUGGGUCUUCAGCCCAGUGACAUCUCCAUGUUCUCCACUCUGAUGGACCUGGUAAGAGAGGCCCGAGAGCUCGCUGAACACACCUAGUAAAAAGUUGACUCCAUAGUAAGUGAAACCUAUUAACAUGCUGCUUUGCCUGAGGACUUGUGAAGGAAUAAAACACAUGUGUACCAGUCCGGGCCAAAGUCAUGGUCUGGUAACAGUUUAUGAUGAUCAGACCACGAAGAAUGUAACAAGAACUGACACUACUGAAAUUCCUUUGUACAAAAACAUCUCCAUCUAAGGCAGACUUUAAAGUCACAGUGCACAAACAUUUCAACGACAGGAACCUGCCAGAGUUGCGUCUGAUCUGAACUGUAAAUUGUUGUUGCAAACUACUGUCUGUAGGUGAGCCUGGAUCACCAUUGGUUCGGGGGUGAAUAAAAGGGACUGCAUUGUACUAUGUUCAUGAAAAGUUUUUCACAAAAUGAUUGAUGCUGGUGAUAUGCAGAAAAUGAUUGCGUUGGUCAUUAUACAUUGGGCUAAAUGUUGUAAAACAAGCGUCUCAAAUCUAAGUUGAGAAGAAACAAUGUCAAUCAAACAAUAUUUGGUUACACUUUACUUGAAGGUAUCUACAUAAGAGUGACAUGACAUUGUCAUGAACGUGUCAUAAACGUUUAU
Perca flavescens (yellow perch) is the source of this 2906-nucleotide messenger RNA. It is a transcript of the gene cog2, whose product is annotated as component of oligomeric golgi complex 2. NCBI's taxonomy places the organism in Eukaryota, Metazoa, Chordata, Actinopteri, Perciformes, Percidae. Gene Ontology annotation, cellular component: COG complex; membrane. The record is from RefSeq and is a predicted model, not a curated record. The coding region runs from base 147 to 2333 and encodes 728 amino acids. The transcript has 18 exons. Gene Ontology annotation, biological process: Golgi organization; intra-Golgi vesicle-mediated transport; protein transport.